This is a messenger RNA of Saccharomycopsis crataegensis, 420 nucleotides long. RefSeq names its product complex I NDUFA12 subunit family protein. The record is from RefSeq and is a predicted model, not a curated record. The coding region runs from base 1 to 420 and encodes 139 amino acids. Gene Ontology annotation, biological process: response to oxidative stress; mitochondrial respiratory chain complex I assembly. NCBI's taxonomy places the organism in Eukaryota, Fungi, Ascomycota, Saccharomycetes, Ascoideales, Saccharomycopsidaceae. The transcript has a single exon. Gene Ontology annotation, cellular component: membrane.
AUGUCUGUGUCCUUGUGGAGAACUGUUCGUAAUGCCUACAGAGUGGGUCUUAAACGUUACGCCUGGCAAGUAGCCACCUUGGGUGAUGCCAAAUCUGGUGACUUUGUUGGUCAAGAUGACUUUGGUAACAAGUUUUAUGAAACCAAGAACCCAGAAGAAAUCCAUCUCAGAACCAGAUGGGUUGAAUAUCAACAAUGGGGUAUGGAUAUGUCCCAAGUUCAACCAGGCUGGCACUGGUGGUUGGCUUAUGGUACUAAUACUCCUCCAAAUAAGUUGAGCCCUGAGCAAAUAAGUGAGAGAGCGUACCCAGUACCAAAAGUCCACAAGCUAAAUUUGACAGGGACUCCGGGAGCUUAUGUGCCAUAUAACACUGCCAAACCAAAAUGUGAGGCCUGGACUCCUCAAGUUGCCAGACGUUAA